Molecule: messenger RNA, 1629 nt
Organism: Rotaria socialis
Lineage: Eukaryota; Metazoa; Rotifera; Eurotatoria; Philodinida; Philodinidae
Source: the annotation of a GenBank genome assembly
AUGGCUUCAACUGACAAUCCACGUUUACCUUUAACAUCGCGCACUACUCCAGUUGUUAAAUAUAUGGAAAUGCGCGAUGAAACAAAAGCCCCAUCGAGUUGUAUUUCCAUGACACCAAUGUCAACAUCAUAUAAUCCGAAACGAUUAUCAAAUCAAAGUAGUAUAACAAUUAGUGAAUAUGAACUUCGUCGAAUGCCAGCGCGAAAACGACACGUUGUUAAGAAAACUUUAAUGGCUAAUGUUGGAUAUCGAUUAGGAAAACGAAAAGAUUUACAUAUUCAACGUCGAUUUAUUGGCGAUUUAAUGUGUUUUCUUGGCGUUUUUGGUAUUAUUUUAAUGAUAAUUGAAUGUGAAUUAACAUUCAAUCGUGUCGAUCAUAAAGAUUCAACAUUUAGUUUAUUUGUAAAAGCAACAAUAACAUUUACAACAAUAGUUCUUGUUUGUCUUGUCUUUUAUUAUCACCGUAUUGAUCUGAGUCUUUAUUGUGUUGAUAAUUCGAUUGACGAUUGGCGUAUUGCAUUAACACAAAAAAAGAUCUUUUUAAUUAUAUUGGAAGCGUUGAUUUGUAUGAUACAUCCGAUACCAGGCCAUUUUCUUGUGGAAUGGAGUUCACAACAUGUUAAAAAAAUUGGAGACAAUUUAAACAUUUUUAAUCCAUAUCGAUCUCAUCAAAAUACAUUUACUAAAUCGAUAUUAUUAAAUUCAACAAUAACUUCAACAACAAUGCAACCAUUAUUAUUUACAACUAAUGCGAUCGAUAUACCAAAAUCUUAUGUACCAAUUGAUGUCAUACUUAGCUUACCGAUGUUUUUUCGAUUAUAUCUCAUUUGCCGUUUGAUAAUGCUUCGUUCACCAUUGGUUCGUGAUGCUUCAUCACAAUCACUUGGUUAUCUUAAUCGAGUUUCAUUUACUUUUCCUUUUAUUAUCAAAGCCUAUAUUCAACAACAGCCAGCAUUAUGUUUAACAACAUUUUGUAUUAGCGCACUUUUCAUUGCAAGUUGGGCUAUGCGAGCAUGUGACUUUAAUGAAAAAACAGGACACAUGUCCAUGGCAGACGCUACAUGGUUAUUUACUAUAUCAUUUACUACCAUCGGUUAUGGAGAUAUUGUACCAUCAACAUAUUGUGGGAGAGGUAUCGCUGCUAUAACAGGUAUCAUUGGUGUAUUUUCAACAGCAUUACUUGUUGCUGUUAUUUCACAAAAACUGGAAUUGACAAGAUCAGAAAAGUAUGUACACAAUUUUGUAGCAAGUAUUGAACUAGCAAAAGCACAUAAAAAUCAAGCAGCAAAUGUGGUUAAAUUCGGCUGGAAAGUUUGGCAUUUAAAACGAAAAGGUAAGCAUAUGCUUAUUCAAUACAUUCAAGCUCAACGUAAGUUAUUAACAUCAAUACAUUAUCUUCGUAAAAUAAAACAACAGCAACGUAAAUUAAUUGAUAAUUGUGUUACUUUACUUGAAUUGUAUAAUGUACAACACAGUACAAGUACGACGACAAAUGAAACAUCACAUAAAGUUAUUUCAAUGGAAAACAAAAUUAAUGCAAUAGAAGAUCGUUUGAUUGAAAUUAAUCACGGAAUGGUUACUUUACAAGAUAAACUUAAUAUUUUAUUAGAUCGAAUUCAACAAAGAUAA